AUGGCCGCAAGUAAUGCAGCUUCUGCACCGUUACAAAAUCGCGAGCGUCACUCAAUGCCACUUGAAAAAAUAAAAUAUGUAAACCUCGAACCAUUUUCACUAGUCUGGCUCGAUUCAGAAGUCAAUAAAACUCCAGAAAAUCAUAAAUUACAGAUUCGUCUUCGUGAAAUAAUUCAUUGGUUAAAAACAUUUUCAAAUGUAAAUAAAUGUGAGGAAUAUAUUCGAGAACAAACUGAUGAAGCAAUUGUCCUCAUUGUCAAUGGUAGAUUAGGUCAGGAAUUAGUUCCAAGAAUACACGAUUUACCUCAGAUAUCAUGUAUUUAUAUAUUCUGUAUGGAUAAACAUGCAAAUAAAAUAUGGGCACAUAAUUAUAAAAAUGUAAGAGCUGUUAUUAAUCAAUCGGAUAAACUCUUAUAUAAACUAGCUAAACACCAAUUUAAACGAGAACGUGCUGAUGAACAACUAACCAUGAGUUUGUACAAUGGUGGUGAACAUUUAACACUAAAAAUUGGACAAAAUCUUACUUUCGUAUGGGUUCAGCUUUUAACAGAUGUUUUAUUGAAUGUGAAACAAAAUCGACAAUGGGGAAUUCGUGAUCUUGUCGCUGUAUGUGAGGAAUUUUAUUAUGGAAAUGAGUCAGAACUGCAUAAAGUUAAGGAAUUUAAGCAAACUUAUUCACCAGAAUCAUCAAUUUGGUGGUAUAGAAGACAUACAUUUGUACAUCGUCUCAUCAGUAAAGCUUUGAAAACUCAUAAUAUUGACCUUUUAUUUACAUGUCGUUUCCUAAUUAGCGAUAUGUUUAAAAGAUUACAACAUUUACAAAAAAAAUUUUCACAACGUGUGAUCAAGGUCUAUUGUGCUCAUGAUAUAGCCAAUGACUUUUUGAAUGAAAUGAGAACAUGUAUUGGCCGAUUUUUGUCAAUGAAUUGUUUUCUGUGUGCAACCGAUAAUCGUAAACAAGCAUUAGAUUCAAUUAUUUCAACGAAUGAACAUUCACAACCGAUCAUAUUUGAGAUUGAGGCUGAUACACGUUUUGACUCAAAACCAUUUGGCGAUAUAUCAAAAUUGGAUAAUAUGGUAGAAUCAAAUCAAGUUUUAUUUAUGCUUGGAAGUGUAUUUCGAAUUAAUAAUGUUAGUUUCGAUCAAGAUGAAAAUAUUUGGAUAGCCAAAUUGGUAUUAGUUGAUGAUAAUACUGAGGAUGAAUUGAAAGAUAUUGGUAAGUUAAUUAAAAAUGAUUCAACAAAAGAUUCAAAUAUGAUUACACUUGCCGUACUCCUAUGGGAAAUGAUGGGUCAAACAGAUAAAGCUGAAAAGUACAUUAAUCGUCUGUUAUAUGAAUUACCCAAACAUGAUAAAAAUAUUCCAUUUUGUUAUGAUACACUUGCAUUAAUAGCUAAUAAUACUAAGAAAGAUCCUGAUUUAGCUAUUAUUAACUAUAGCAAAGCGGUUGAUAUACGUUUACGAGAGCUCGAUUCAAAUCAUCCAGAUUUAGGUAGUUCAUAUGUAUCAAUAGGAGAUAUUUAUCAAAAAAAACAAGAUUAUGAUCAAGCAGCCGAAUAUUUUGCUAAAGCUCUCAAUUUAUUUGUUGAACAUUUUGGUUUAAAUCAUACGCGUGUUGCAAAUUUAUUACACAUUAUGGGUGAUUUAUUUCAUGAAAAAGGUAAUCUUGUGUUAUCUCUCCUAUUUUAUAAACGAGCAUUGGUUGUUAGUGAAGACUGUCUGGAUUCGAAUGAUCCUCGUCUUGCAGAUUUAUAUAAUAAUAUUGGUCUACUGUACAGUAAAAAUCAAGAAUUUGAAUUGGCUCUUCAAAAUUACGAGGAAGCAUUGAAGAUUUAUACUCAAACAUUGCCAUUGAAUAGUCCUGAUUUGGGUCGUCUCUACAGUAAUAUUGGAAAAGUAUACGAAUACGGUGGAAAAUAUGAAUUGGCUCUCUUAGCCUAUAAUACAUCUGCACAGAUACGACGAAAUUUAUAUCCAGCUUCAAAUCCACUGGUUAUCGAUAUUGAAGAGAAUAUUCAACGAGUGAACGGGAAAAUGCAGAAAUCCUUCUCAUCACGUUCUAAUGUUGUUAUUCAAAGAUUUAAUCGUGUAUUUGGUGAAGUAUUAGGAGAAUAUGUUGGUGAUAAUACAAUUAAUAAAUGGAAUGAAUAUGUGGAUUGUACAUUAUUUACAUGUAGAGUGCGACAACAUUAUACAGCAGAACACAUUAAUAAAUUAAAUCAACACCGUGACAUUGUGCAAAGACGUUUAAAAUCAAAUGUUACUCAAAUGAAAGCCUAUUAUGAUAAAAUCGGAUAA
Messenger RNA from Didymodactylos carnosus, 2298 nucleotides. The record is from the annotation of a GenBank genome assembly. NCBI's taxonomy places the organism in Eukaryota, Metazoa, Rotifera, Eurotatoria, Philodinida, Philodinidae.